UUAAAAAAAAACACGUGUGUUCGAGAGUGCCAGUGAGCGCGAGAACUGUGAUUAUCUUCUUGGUGGGAGAGUUGUAUAAAUAUACCUUCUCAGUUGAAAGUUCUGUUUACAAGUUCAGUAACAAGUCCAGAGAACUCUGGAAAGGAGCAAUGGCUUCAAAAAUGCUUUUGGUGGUCUGCACAAUAUUGAUAUUAUGGGUGCAAAUCGAUGCUCAUUCCUACAAUCUAGGAAAUUGUCCAACUGUUGAGCCAACUCAAGGAUUUCAAAUGAGCAGGUUUCUAGGUCUAUGGUACGUGAUUCAAAAAACAUCAACUGCAAGUAAGUGUAUCUCUUACAAUUACACCCGGGGUGAUGAACCUGGAGAAUAUGUCAUCACUCAAGACUCUGAUGUUCCAGUUUUAGGAUUAACUUCAUUGAAACAUGAAUAUCACUACACUGGUGAAUUAUCAGUCCCAGAACCAAGCACUCCUGGUCGUAUGUUGGUUAGUUUUCCACUAAAUAUAGCUGGAAGUGCGUCUCACGUGGUUUUUGAAACUGAUUACGAAAACUACGCUGGAAUUUUCACCUGUCAAAAAUUGGGUUUCUUUCAUCGAAAAAGCGCUACAAUUCUUUCGAGACAUCGUGAUUUGGAUAAAACUCAAGUUGACAAAUUACGACAAAAAUUAAGUAGUUUCAAUGUCGAUCCAUUUGAUCUCAGUAUUGUCACUCAAACAGGAUGUCCCACGGGAAAUAAUUCCUUGGACAUCAAUAUUAAUCCAAAUACAUUUACGGCAGAAAAUUUUGGCAACGUAGUCCGUAAAGCUGGUCAAAAACUUGGCGAUGGUGUCGAAUGGGUCAGUAAAGCUGGAAGUAAAGUUUAUCAUAAAAUUGCAGGAACUGAAGAGAAACCAGAACCAACACCUACAUUAUCUGCUCCAAAACCUGAUGAAAAUAUAAUUAAAGAUGUAAGAAUGGAAAAUAACGAAGUCGAAUGGAUUCCUUAACUUUGAAAAUUCAUUGUUUUGCAUUGAUAACAUAAGAAUUUGGUUGAUUUUUGUGAAACCACAAUGUUUUUGUUUUUUCAGGCAACAAAAAUUUCAGUUGAAACAAAAAAUAAAUUGAUUUUGUUCAAUUAAUAAAAAUUUGAUUGAGACAAUCAAAUAUUUUGUUGACAAAACAAAAUAUUUUUUUCAGGGUUUUUUUUUAUAGGUAAUUAUAAAUUUUAGUAAUUAAAAAAAGUCUCGAGAUUAUGUAUCUUAAGAAACAAUAUUAAGUUUAAUAAUAGAUUUUUAUUAUUAAAAAUAACUUCUGUAAUUCUACAAAGAAAUUUUGUAUCAAUCUAACAAAUAUUAAAAUUGUGAUACCUAUAUGUACAAUCUGUAAACGUAAAAUAUUAUUAUCCAUUGAAAAAUUAUUCUGUGUACUUUUAAAAACAUUUCCUUAAUAAAUUAAAAUUUUUAAAAAUA
This is a messenger RNA of Leptopilina boulardi, 1445 nucleotides long. RefSeq names its product apolipoprotein D-like. The transcript has 5 exons. Lineage: Eukaryota; Metazoa; Arthropoda; Insecta; Hymenoptera; Figitidae. The record is from RefSeq and is a predicted model, not a curated record. Bases 150 to 983 code for a protein of 277 amino acids. Gene Ontology annotation, molecular function: pigment binding.